Messenger RNA from Ananas comosus (pineapple), 1762 nucleotides. RefSeq names its product organic cation/carnitine transporter 4. The record is from RefSeq and is a predicted model, not a curated record. Gene Ontology annotation, molecular function: transmembrane transporter activity. NCBI's taxonomy places the organism in Eukaryota, Viridiplantae, Streptophyta, Magnoliopsida, Poales, Bromeliaceae. The transcript has 2 exons. Gene Ontology annotation, biological process: transmembrane transport. The annotation marks the transcript as partial. Gene Ontology annotation, cellular component: membrane.
AGGGAGGGUCCAGAGGAAAGGCGGCGGAUGGGGAUCGACGAGGUGCUGCAGCGGCACGCGGGGGAGUUCGGGGCGUGGCAGCUGCGGCACUUCCUGCUGACGUCGGCGGCGUGGGCGCUGGAGGCCCUGCACACGAUGGUCAUGAUCUUCGCCGACCGGGAGCCGCCCCGCUUCUGCGCCCUCGGCCCCGGCCGCUGCGCCGACCCCGACCCCUGCCGCCCCGCCUCGGCCGGCUGGGCCUGGGCCGGCGGGCCCGGCGCCUCCACCGUCGCCCAGUGGGGCCUCGUCUGCGCCGACCGCUACAAGGUCGGCCUCGUCCAGUCGACCUUCUUCGCCGGCUGCAUGCUCGGUGCCGGAGUGUUCGGCCACCUCUCGGACUCGUUCCUGGGCCGGAAAGGCUCUCUCCUCGUGGUAUGCAUCCUGAACACCGUCUUCGGCCUCCUCACCGCCUUAUCCCCUUCCUACUGGACCUACGUCGGCCUCCGCCUCCUGACGGGAUUCAGCACAGGAGGCGUGGGCCUCUGCGCCUUUGUGCUCGCCACUGAACCCGUGGGACCCACAAAGCGGGGCCCCGCCGGCAUGUCCACCUUCUACUUCUUCUCCGGCGGCAUCGCCGUGCUCUCGGGCAUCGCCUACCUCUUCCCUUCGUGGCGCAUCCUCUACAUCGUCACCUCCCUCCCUUCCUUCCUAUUCCUCAUUCUCAUCCUCCCCUUCAUCUCUGAGUCCCCGCGAUGGUACCUCGUCCGCCGUCGUACCGAUGAGGCGAUGGACGUCAUGCGUGCGAUCGCACGUGCCAACGGCAAGGACAUUCCGAAUGACAUCACCCUCAAGCUCGACGACGACGACAGCAGAGAGCAAGAAGAAUCUAACAAUCUGGAGAAAGGCGUAAAGGAACAAAAGACCGAACGUGCGGCAGGGGGGUCGAUUGUGGACGUACUCCGCACGCCGAUGACCCGACUCCGCCUCAUCCUCACGGUCGCCAUCAACUUCCUCUGCUCCAUCGUCUACUACGGCCUCAGCCUCAACGUUGUCAACCUCAAAACCAACCUCUACCUCAGCGUCCUCCUCAACGCCGUCGCCGAAAUGCCUGCAUUCGUUCUCACCGCCGUGCUUCUGGACCGCUUUGGAAGGAAGCCGUUGGGAGUCGGGACGAUGUGGCUCAGUGGCGUCUUCUGCAUUGUAGGAAGCAUGGUUGGAGGGUACGGAGCGAUGAAGAUCGUACGGAUGGUGUGCGGCAUCCUGGGGAUAUUCGGAAUGGCGGCGACAUAUAACCUGCUGUUCAUAUACACAGCAGAGCUGUUUCCGACGGUGGUGAGGAAUGCAGCACUUGGGUGUGCAACGCAGGCGUCGCAGAUGGGGGCGAUACUGGCGCCCAUGGUUGUGGUUUUGGGGGAUAAGGUGCCGUUUGCGGUGUUCGGCUUGUCGGGAAUUGUCGGAGGGAUCUUGGUGUUCUACUUGCCGGAGACGAUGAACAAGCCGUUGUACGAUACGAUGGCGGGAAUGGAGGAGGCAGAAAAUAAGAUUCUUCUCAAAUGAAAGAGAUAGAAGAGGGUUUAGAUUAGAGGAUUUAUGUUUUUGUUUCUCUUCUUAGAAAGUUAGUAUUUUAUCUUUUAUUUUUUCCCCUUAAAAUCUUUUUGCUCUCCAAACAAAGACAUCGAGGUUGGAAUGUUUUGGAGAUUUUGCAUAGGUGAAUUGGCUAUAUUUUGCUUGUAUCGGAAAUAAAUUAGAAUGAGAAAAGAACAUACGGAUAAUUUGCUCCAAA